UUUGACCUUUUGGCUUCACAGGUUCAUGCUCAAUGACUAGAUAGGACAGCUCUAGUAAGCUUCUUCUCUUUUAAAGUUUGCUUGGGUCUUUCGGCCACAGCGGAUCUUUUUGAUCCACAUACUGAUUUUUGGCUUGAGCCCUUGCAAUUCCGGAUGCCCUUCCGGAAUACCCAUCAUACUUACUAGUGGAGAUUCGAACCCCGGGGCGACAGCUCCAAAGUCCAGAAGGCUAACCACUACACCACGCUCUUCUUGAACGCUAAAGUUCAAUGAAGUUAAACGUUGAAAGUUUAGUGAAUUAAACACACCGUUUGGGUCAGAAGCAGGAAGUCAAUGGAAACGCUGCAGAAAGAGGUGCAGAAACAUUUCUGUGCGGGUUAUCGUGUGUCGCUGUAGUAGCAGUAAUGAACGACUCAAUACACUCAGUACGAAGCACCGAAAAUGAACGUAAUAGGUCUCUUUUAAAAAACAGCAAAAAAAAAUCUGCAGUCAUUUCCAAGUGGAAAAUUGUGUUGCUGAAAAAAAUAUUAAUACAGGAAGAAAGUGGAAAUUGUUGGAAAAUUAAAAAAAAAAAAAAACACCACAGUGGAAAUUGAAACAAAGGAUCAAAUUUUACAGGAAUAAAGUCAAAAAGUGGUAAUUGAUUUAUUGAAGUUAUGUAAUAUGUGGGAAAAGAAUGCCGUUCCAGUAGUAGCAUAGAGUUUAAAUAUUGAAUAAAUACAUAUUUUUUCAAGGCUACAUGGACAAAUGGUUAGCGCGCUAGGAGACUCGUGUUCAAUUCCACCCUCAGCCAUCUCUGUGUGGAGUUUGCAUGUUCUCCCCGUGCAUGCAUGCCUUUUCUCCGGUUUAAAGAUCGACCGAUACAUCGGCCGGCCGAUAUUUGUGUUCUUUACUUGAAUCGGUAUCGGCCGAUACGCGCCUGGGUUCGCCGAUGUAUUUUUCCGCUGCAUUAUUUUCAGACAGGCGUCCGCCGGGCAGCUUUGUGUUGCCGGAGGACCCUGCAACACACGCAGUCGCGGUACCCGUCCCACACUACAACAGUGGUGAAUCACAACAAGGGAAAAAUGUCUUUGAGAACAAACACGCCGGCGCCUCAGCCGAUGCCAGGAAAGUUCUGGUCCUGAUCACAGACGGCGAGCCCAGUGACACUGAUCACGGGACUAUUGACGCUUACAAUAAAGCACGCAUCAUUCGAUUUGCCAUCGGGGUGAAAGACGUCAGCCUGGAUAAAGUCAAGUCUAUUGCCUCAGACCCCAAGGACAAAUAUGCCUUUAAAAUUAAGCAGUAUGAUGGACUCACGGGAUUACUGGAAAAUUUCCAAAAACACAUCUUCAGCAUGGAAGGAGACUCCAAAGUUGCUCGGGCAGAAGACAUGACUGAUGAGAUGUCCCAGAGUGGAUUCAGUGCUGCGUUCUACAGAGACACCUUGAUCCUGGGUUCAGUGGGAUCAAACAGCUGGCGUGGUGCUCUGUACCAGCGUCACAACCUAACCGAGACACGGAUACAAGAUCCACACAUGGAGAUGGACUCUUACAUGGGAUACUCUGUUUCUGUGGGACAGAUCAACAAUGUUCCCCUGUAUUUCACGGGCGCUCCAAGAUUUCAGCACACAGGACAAGUGCUACUCUUCAGACGCAACGGGAGCAGCUGGGAUGCUAGCCAAAGAGUAAAUGGGGAUCAGAUUGGUUCCUACUUUGGGGCCGAGCUGUGCACACUGGACGUGGACUCGGAUGGUAACAGUGACUUCCUCCUGGUGGGAGCGCCAUUGUUUUACCAUCCUCAGGAGAGGUCUGAGGGACAGAUCUACGUUUACACGCUGACUGAUGAGAUGCUGCUGAGAAGGGAAAUGAAGAUGGCCGUGCAGUCCAUGGGGAGGUUCGGUUCCAGCAUUGCUAGUCUUGCGGAUCUCAAUGGAGAUAGACUCAGAGAUGUCGCGGUCGGGGCCCCUCUUGAAGACUAUAAUGCAGGGGCAGUGUACAUCUUUUUGGGGGACAGGCAAAGAGGGAUACGCAGCAUUUUUAGUCAGAAAAUCACGGGCCAGAAUAUAAGGCCGGGGAUCAGAUUCUUUGGACAGGCCAUCAGUGGAAGCAUAGACCUCGGCGAGGAUGGUCUCCCAGACCUGGUGAUCGGAUCAUAUGGGACUGCUGUUGUCCUCAGGUCCAGGCCAGUUUUGAGCGUGACUGCUGGUCUGUCUUUUAACCCGAAGGAGAUCAGCAUUGACCAAAUCGACUGCUCAGUCAACACAGACCUUAUUUUACCAAUGGUUACCUUAAAUGUCUGCUUCCAUAUGACGGAAACGACAAUGAGUAAAGCAGGAGCACUGAAGACCGGAUUGAACAUUUCAUACACGCUUAACGUGGAUCCAAUGAGACAAUCACAUCGAGGUUUCUUCAGGGACAGGAAAACCAGGAGUCUUUCUUUCACGUUUGAACUGCUGAAUGAGGAGACAUGCUUCCAGUACUCCAUCAACAUGACGAAAUGUGUGAAAGACACGCUGUCGCCUGUCCGCAUCAAAUUAAACUUCUCACAGGAGGACAGCGAGAGUGCAGGCGCUGUCCUCAAUGUGGAUGGCAAAACGCAGGCUGUUGUCGAGGUUCCUUUUGAAAGGCAGUGUCGAAAAAACGACACCUGCAUCGCGGAAAUUGAGGUGGAUUUCAAAUUUUUGGGCCCAACAUUACUGGUUGCUGAAGAUCUCUACUUCACCAUGUUGGUUACCAUAUCCAAUCACGGGGAUGACUCUUACAACACCAGCCUCACGUUCCACUAUCCUCCUGGCCUCUCCUUCUCCAGCAUGCACCAGGUUAUGACACAGACCACAAGACGGACACUCUACAACUGCGAUGACAUGGAAGGAGUGACUGACAAAACCAUAUGUGGUGUCAACCUACCUGUGUAUCGCAGCAGAUCAGCAGCAACAUUUCAAACGUUGUUCCACAUCAUCACAGAGUAUGAGUGGAAUGACACAACUUGGAUUGGUGUCACUGGUGAAAGUGAUAACAACAGUGGCACCGUGGCUGCGCUGACCAAAAGGCUCCCAGUACAAAUUGAAAUUAAAAUGGCGAUAUCAGUGAGCGAGGAGACCACCACUUAUUUGAAAUUUACAGAAGACGACAUAGCCCCGAAAAGAAUGAUGAUUAAAUACAAGGUGGAUAAUCCUGGCUGGAAGACUUUUCCUGUCAAUGUGUCCUUCAGCUUCCCAACGAAACUGCAGUAUAAUUUUGAAAUGGAGAAUUAUCGAGUCUUGGUACAACAGAACCAAACUCAAUGUGAGAACAUUGCUGGAAUGAUUUCGGAAUAUUGCUCCCCAGAAGAAAACUGCAAAACCAUACAGUGUGACCCCUUCAUGCUGAACAAAGAAUCUUCCACUGAGAUGAUUUUGUCUGGAGACAUUCAAUUCAAGGAGCUUGAGCAGCGUGCACGGAACAAUGAUUUUCUGAAAAGAUACACCGGAGAGAGUGCAGAGGUGACCUUCAAGAGUGCCAUACAUGUUCACUUCGACCAGCAGCGAUACGUGCUGGAUUCCCAUAAACAGAAUAAAGGACCAGCCGAGGAGGAGAAGGAUGCCUUGUGGAACGACAACAACCCCACCAAGAAAUGGGUUGGCGUUCGGGUUGAGUUCAUCAUUUCUCCUGAUCAACUCCUGAUCAUUUCAACUGGAACCGCACUGGGAAUUUUGCUUCUGAUCAUCAUCGCCAUCAUCAUGUGUAAGCUGGGGUGCUUCAAGAGAAAAACGGUCCAGUAUUAUCAACAGCAGGAAGAGGUGGCUGCUCUUCAGUUGGAAGCCCUCUCGCAGAACAACGGCGUCGGCAGCCAUCCUGAAGACGGCCCACCGGCGGAGGAAAAAACUCUUCUUGGGGGCGACCAGUCGGCUGACACAGAGAUAGAAGUGGAUUAAAUGACAAUGACAGGACUGCAAGAACAAGACGAUUAUUGACAUUGUUUUAAAAGAUGUUUUGGAAAAGUUAGUUCUUCUGCCUUCCAGCGUGACCGUCCCAGUACACAAAGCAAGGUCCAUGAAGUCUGGUGCUUGUGUGUCUCACCCACUAUUACAGUAACACGAAUGACACCUUGCCCCCAGCGUAGAAUCCUACAUAUCAGGGUGUUUGAAUACGUUUUCUGAAUUCAGGUCGUCCAGAACCCACAAGGUUGGUGGUUCGAUCCUCAUCUCGCGAUGCAUCAUGAGAGUACCCACUGAAGGCCCAGGAACCAAAAGCACCACUCGCCACGGACUGGAAGAAAGAUGUGCGCAUGUACAAGACUACAACAAAAUGAAAGCAGCAGCUGUUAGAUAAGAGGAUAUUAGCGUAUUUUCCGGACUAUAAGUCGCACUUUUUUCAUAGGUUGCUGUUCCUGCGACUUAUACUCCAGAGCGACUUAUAAAUGAAAAAAACUGGAACACCUUUUCUGUUCAUGUUUAUUUUUGGUGUAGCUGAAUAACCAUUAGCAUAUCUUACAUCUAUUCAGCCUGUUCUCUAUUCUUGUAUUGUUAGAACGUGCCUUCUUUUGGUCAAGUAGUUUGGGAAAUAAAUUACCUGCAAAAAAUACGACUUAUACUCCAGUGCAACUUAUGUGUGUUU
Molecule: messenger RNA, 4577 nt
Organism: Doryrhamphus excisus (bluestripe pipefish)
Lineage: Eukaryota; Metazoa; Chordata; Actinopteri; Syngnathiformes; Syngnathidae
Source: RefSeq, a predicted model, not a curated record